Ciona intestinalis (vase tunicate) is the source of this 426-nucleotide messenger RNA. NCBI's taxonomy places the organism in Eukaryota, Metazoa, Chordata, Ascidiacea, Phlebobranchia, Cionidae. The record is from RefSeq and is a predicted model, not a curated record.
GAUCACCCACGCGGUGGAACCAGAGAUCACCCACACGAUGGAACCAGAAAUCACUCACACGGUGGAACCAGAGAUCAUCCACUCGGCGGCAGACAUGAGCCUGCUUGAAGAAUUUCGCGCAAAAGUUUUAGCGAACGAGGAAAACAUUGAAGUAAAACAAGAGGUGAUGAAUAUAAGUGACUGCAGCACAGCAACUUUUGUGAUGAACAAAGAAUCUUCUCCGAAACAAACGUUGGCAAAAAGUCCGUUGAAAGAAAAACCAACGAGAAAACCACUCAAGCGGAAAUCCUCGGUUUCCUACAAACCUAAUAAGAGCCCAAAACAAGAAAAACGGAGAAUCAUCAUCACCCCAAAGAGGAUUGUUUCCAAGAGAGGUAUUGUGAUGUCAUAAUGGUCACUGUCUUAACAAUGGUGUAAUUAUUUUCA